Rasamsonia emersonii CBS 393.64 is the source of this 1677-nucleotide messenger RNA. RefSeq names its product Zn-finger containing protein. NCBI's taxonomy places the organism in Eukaryota, Fungi, Ascomycota, Eurotiomycetes, Eurotiales, Trichocomaceae. The record is from RefSeq and is a predicted model, not a curated record. Gene Ontology annotation, cellular component: nucleus. Bases 1 to 1677 code for a protein of 558 amino acids. Gene Ontology annotation, biological process: regulation of transcription by RNA polymerase II. The transcript has 2 exons.
AUGGCGUCCAAACGGAAGGCCGAUGCUGAAGCUGUCGGGCUUCCCAAGAAGGUUCCCAAGCUAACGGCUCGGGACGGUUCUGAUCCAAUCUACGGAGAACCUCAUUCAGACCCCCAUUAUUCCUCUUCAGAGGAAUCAAGUGAUGUGGAUGAGCAGUGCAAUGAGACUCCCGCGACACCCUUUUCUACCACUUCCUCGAAAUAUCCAUCGGAGCUUAAGACCCAUCUUUGCCCAUUCGAAGGUUGUACGAAAGCUUUCAAUCGACCAGCACGCUUACAAGAGCACCUGCGUUCCCACAACAAUGAGCGAAUUUUCAAAUGCAAUCAUGAUGGCUGUGAGAAGACGUUUCUACGUGCUUCCCAUCUCAACCAUCAUAUCAAGAGCGCCCAUACCUCGAUCCGAGACUACGUCUGCGACCGACCGGGCUGUGGAAAGACCUUUGUGACAGGAACGCGUCUACGGAGACAUCUGGCAGCCCAUGAUGGAAGGGAGAAGUAUCGCUGUACGGAGUAUCCGCCCUGCAACGAAACCUUCCGGAAGCAUUCGACUCUGUACAAGCACAUCAUGACCGUCCAUCUCCAUCAGAAACCGUUUCCAUGCCAACACGUGGAUCCUAUCACUGGCCAAAAAUGCUCUCAGGCCUUUGAUACGGCAGGUCACCUUCGCGCCCAUGAGGCACGGCUGCAUGCGGAAAAGCGAUUUACUUGCACAGAAUGCUCUGGCGCUAGCGAGGGAUCUGCCGGUGAUGAAUCCAAACCUGCGUCUGGAGGAGUCAGCUUUCCUACCUAUGCUCAGCUACAAGCUCACAUCAAGUCUGCACAUCCACCAAAGUGUCCGCAAUGCCCUAUCGUCUGCUCUACAUCUCGAGAACUGCGACGUCACCUUGAGGUUGCUCACGGAGACGUCAGUCUGGAGGAUCGAAAAAUAUUUCCUUGUACGGUACCUGGCUGCGGACGUAGCUUCACGAAGAAAGGUAACCUCACGGUUCACGUUCGCACCGUGCAUGAGGGGGAAAAGCGGUUUGUCUGCGGGGAGACCGAUCUCUCGUCCUCGAAGAAAGUGGAGGGGUGGAAUGGAGAAGGAUGUGGGAAACGAUACGGCAGCAAGUUGUCGCUGGAGGAGCAUGUCCGUACUGCACAUCUAGGGUUGAUGAACACCAAGGCGGAGCGCAGAGAGCGUCUUGGGUUGAAGAAGUCGCAAGGCCGAUCGAAGCCUCCGGUCCCAUCAACCCUGGCGUUGUUGACGGGAGAAGGUUACGCCGAAGAAACUGGCCGUCAUAUUCCCUGCUUUAUUGAAAGGUGUGAGCACCGGUUCCAUCGGGACUAUGAUCUCUGGGUGCACAUGAGCAGCAAGCACGGCUGCAGCGAAGACGAGAUUCAGAACCAUUUCACGCAGCGAGCCCUUCUGGAACAUGGGGGUGCAGAUAACUUUUUCGGAAUCUACGGUCUCGAUUUGGAUAAUGAGGAUUCCCAACAGUUCUUCAAUGACGCUGUUGCUCCGCAGGAAGCCGGCCACGAGUUUGACGAACAGAUGGCCGAUAUGAAUUUCUUUAAUAAUGCAAACGAUACUGGCAUGCAAGAUUUGUUUGAUCAGCGUGGAGAAGCAGACGCUAGCCAUACGACACCCAAUGAGGAUAUGACGCUGAUGGAUCCGGCAUUGUCUCGUGUGGAGGAAUAG